This is a messenger RNA of Dicentrarchus labrax (European seabass), 1890 nucleotides long. It is a transcript of the gene scrn2, whose product is annotated as secernin 2. Lineage: Eukaryota; Metazoa; Chordata; Actinopteri; Moronidae. Gene Ontology annotation, molecular function: dipeptidase activity; cysteine-type exopeptidase activity. The coding region runs from base 247 to 1506 and encodes 419 amino acids. The record is from RefSeq and is a predicted model, not a curated record. The transcript has 9 exons. Gene Ontology annotation, biological process: proteolysis.
GGUUUGCAGGCGGAGGGGGAGGCAGACUCAUGAUGAAGAGCUACAUCAUCAUUCAGGCCUGCUGUGCAGCUUUCCACAGGUGUGGACUGGACGCCCGGCUGUGUGAGACGGUGAGCUGUGCUUGUGGCCAGACGAGACGAGACCUUUAAGUACAUACCUUAGGAUUUCUCGGUCACGUGACUCGGUCUCUACAACCUGCCUUCUCCCAGCCGGCCGGCCGCUCUCGCCAUUGAAAAAAAAAAAAGGAUGGCAGAGGCUCCCAUGUCAUGUGAUUGUUUUGUUUCCUUGCCCCCCGGUUCUCGCGAUGACCAUGUGAUUUUUGGGAAGAACUCCGACCGUCCCCGGGAUGAGGUGCAGGAGGUGGUCCACUACCCCGCAGCGUCUCACCCUCCAGGCUCCAUGCUGGAGUGCACAUACAUCCAGAUCCCUCAGGUAGAGCACACUCACGCUGUCAUCCUCAGCAAGCCUGCCUGGAUGUGGGGCGCCGAAAUGGGAGCCAAUGAUCAGGGAGUGUGUAUUGGGAAUGAGGCUGUCUGGACCCGAGAGCCCGUUGCCCCCGGAGAGGCCCUGCUGGGAAUGGACCUUGUUCGACUGGGGUUGGAGCGUGGUGACAGUGCCUGGGCAGCGCUGACUGUGAUCACUGGCCUCUUGGAGCAGCAUGGCCAGGGGGGGCAGUGCCGGGAGGAUCCCGCACCCUUCAGCUACCACAACACCUUCCUCCUGGUGGACCGCAAUGAGGCCUGGGUCCUGGAAACCGCUGGAAGGCUGUGGGUGGCGCAGAAGGUCACUGAGGGUGUGAAGAACAUCUCCAACCAGCUGACUAUCUGUACUGAGGUCUCCGCAGAGCACCCGGAGCUGCGGAGUGUGGCCCAGGCUCAGGGCUGGUGGGACGGCGAAGGAGAGUUCAACUUCUCUCAGGUGUUCAGCCCCGAGAACCCACCUGCCAGGAUGGAGCUGGCCAAACAGCGCUACAAGGGAGGCACACAGCUACUCCAGCAGCAUGACGGCUCAGUGACGGCAGAGGUGAUGAUGUCCAUUCUGAGGGACAAGCCCAGUGGCAUCUGCAUGGACUCUGGAGGUUUCUGCACCACAGGCAGCAUGGUGUCUGUCCUGCCCAGAGACACCAGCCUGCCCUGCAUCCACUUCUUCACUGCCACCCCAGACCCCUCCAGGUCUGUAUUCAAGCCUUUUAUCUUCUCGGACUGUUCCACCCCAGUGCUGCGGGUGAUCGCCCCACAGUUCGGCCCAGACGACCCUGUCAGGAAGCAGCCUCGCUUUCAGAGCCAGGUGGACCGCAGACAUGACCUGUACAAGGCCCACCAGGUGGCGCUCAACACCAUGGAGACCAACCCGGACGAGGGUUUAGCUAUCUAUGAGAUCCUGAGGGAGCUGGAGGCGCAGUGUCUGAGCGAGAUCUCAGCCAUGCUGAAUGGAGAGAUACCAGGAGACGAACUGGGCGACUUGUUUUUCGAUUGCGUGGACACAGAGAUUAAGUUCUACCAGUGAGGAGCGCCCUCAGGUGGACAUCCCUAGCGCUCGCACAGUUGCAGGAGAAGGCCCUGGGACUGACAAAAAGUCUGUGUUCCUGGUCUUUCGGGGCCUCCGCCUCAUUCACACAACACACAUCCCUGACACCAUUCCAUCAUUAACACAGACUAAAUGUCUAAACUGCACAUGUGAUUGGAGCAUAUUUAUCAUCUGUAUUACCCAGGGAGCAAUGGCUGCACCUCAUUAGUGAGUAUAAUGAUGUAGACUAUGUAGAGCUGUGUGAAGUUGCACAAAUACUGUGAGUACGCCAUUUUUGUUUAACAUUUUGUUUGUUGUUGCAAAUGUGGGUUGUCAUUUGAUGGCUACCUGUAGGAAAUGAUCUAAUAAAGAAUGUGCAUAGUC